Molecule: messenger RNA, 888 nt
Organism: Hibiscus syriacus
Lineage: Eukaryota; Viridiplantae; Streptophyta; Magnoliopsida; Malvales; Malvaceae
Product: glutathione S-transferase zeta class-like
Exons: 11
Coding region: 74-730 (218 amino acids)
Biological process (GO): L-phenylalanine catabolic process; glutathione metabolic process
Cellular component (GO): cytoplasm
Molecular function (GO): glutathione transferase activity; maleylacetoacetate isomerase activity
Source: RefSeq, a predicted model, not a curated record
ACAAGAGAAAGAUAGUAGAAGAAAAAAAAACAUUGAGAAAAGACUUGUGAAUUCCUCAGAAUCAAGAGAUACUAUGGCACAGCAGCAGAACAAACUGAAGCUCUAUUCUUACUGGAGGAGUUCCUGCUCCUUCCGCAUCAGAGUCGCCCUUAACCUCAAAGGUCUGGAUUAUGAGUACAUACCCGUUAACUUGCUUAAGGGGGAGCAGUUCAGUCCUGAAUUCCAAAAGCUGAAUCCUAUUGGGUAUGUACCGGUGCUGGUGGACGGUGACGUUGUCGUUUCAGACUCUUUCGCAAUUUUCAUGUAUCUAGAGGAGAAAUACCCUCAAAUCCCCUUAUUGCCAUCCGAUCUUGCUAAGAAGGCACUCAAUAUCCAGGCCGCGAAUAUUGUUUCCUCAAGCAUUCAGCCUCUUCAGAAUCUAGCUGUGCUGAAGUACAUCGAGGAAAAAGUAAGUCCGGAAGAGAAAGUUCCUUGGGCAAAAUUUCAUAUCGAGAAAGGCUUCGGAGCACUUGAGAAGCUGUUAAAAGAUCAUGCUGGAAAAUAUGCGAUCGGAGAUGAAGUUGCCAUGGCAGAUGCAUUCCUAGCACCACAGAUUCUUGCUGGGAUACAACGAUUCAAUGUCGACAUGGCUAAAUUCCCGCUUUUAACUCGGUUGAACGAGGCAUAUAGUGAGCUACCGGAAUUCCAAAAGGCUAUACCAGAGAAUCAGCCGGAUGCUCCUUCGGCAUAGGGCGCUUGUUAAGACGGUGAAUGAUGAAUGAUAAUAAGGAUUAUGUUAGUCCUGAAGUUUAUGUAAGAAUCUAUAAUAUCAUAUAUUAUGCAACAUGGACAUAUCAUAAACAUGUAUGGCAUGUUUAUCCGAAUUAAAUUGGGUGGUUUAAUUCUCCA